UAGCCUGAGUAGGUGUACUGCAUGUUUGUAUAUAUACUAAAAACUAGGUUAUCCCGAUAAACACUCUGGUCCGCGUCGCCGUUCCGUCAGCAACCGUUCAAGUGGAUUAUUGCAACCUGUAUUCUACAUUUCAGGACAACAAGCUAUCAUGGCGUUAUCGGUAAAUUCAACUCAUAUGUAUUCUAUGGAAAAUGCCAUAGAACAUCAUACCGAUCGAUUUGAAAUGCUCCAAGCCAGUUCCACUGCUAUAUUCCGACGAGGCCAACCGUUUUACUUCGGCAUUAGAUUCCAGAGACCCAUCGACGUUAAUAAAGACGUUGUUCGCGCUGUAUUUGUCACAGGUCCCGCCCCUUCGCCGACUAAAGGCACAAGCGCAGCUUUAAUCAUAAGCAGUAAAGCUAAUUUGGCCGACGAUAAAUGGGAUGCUCGAUUCAUCACUAUCACAGGAAAUACAGUCACCGUACAGGUACAGAUACCUUCAUAUGCUCCGGUGGCUGUUUGGAAAAUAGUCUUACACACAGCUCGCAGAGGUGCUGCUGGGGUCAAUCAACAUGAAGUUCAAUCGCAAGUGUACAUACUUUUUAAUCCGUGGUGUAAAAACGACAGUGUACAUAUGAACGAUGAGGAUGAAUUAGAGGAAUAUGUUUUGAACGACAACGGAAAGGUAUGGCAGGGCACAUUCAAGGAGCCCAGAGGGUACCAAUGGUUUUAUGGGCAAUUCCAAGCGGCCGUUUUGCCUUCGGUCAUGAUGUUGUUAGACAGGGCGGCCGUACCUCACUCUGAAAGGGGAAGUCCGGUGAAAAUGUCAAGAUGCAUUUCAGCAAUCACAAACAAUGUGGACGAUAACGGUCUGAUUGAAGGCAGAUGGGAUGGUUCGUUUGACGACGGCACCAGUCCUUUCGCUUGGAUAGGUAGCACGCCUAUUUUCGAAGAGUUUUACAACACACAACAACCGGUUAAGUAUGGCCAAUGCUGGGUGUUUUCUGGUGUCAUCGUCACCAUCUGUAGGGCUUUAGGCAUACCGUGUAGAUCCGUGACCAAUUACAUGUCAGCCCACGACACCAACUCCAGUUUGACCAUCGACACUUACAUCGACGCUAAAGGUGAAAAGUUAGGCAAUCAUCCGGGAAGUUACACCAACGACUCUUGUUGGAACUUCCAUGUGUGGAAUGACGUGUGGAUGGAUCGCCCGGACUUGCCUAAAGGUUACGGCGGUUGGCAAGCCAUCGAUGGCACUCCACAGGAGACAAGCGAUAGUAUGUAUAGAUGUGGCCCUGCCCCUUUAGAAGCUGUUAGGAAAGGCGAAGUAAAUAUAGGAUAUGACACACCGUUCGUUUACACUGAGGUCAGAGCGGAUAUGUGCGUUUUCAAAGAGUCCAGUGAAGGUUAUUGGGCCAGGGUAAAAACUAUUCCAAAUUACGUGGGAAAGCUUAUAGUAACAAAGAAAAUCGGUCAAGAAAUACUAGACGGACUAGAAGACAUGGAAGAUAUCACGGAAAUCUAUAAGAACCCAAUAGAUUCACCUGAGGAUAAAAUGGCUGUUAAAAAAGCUAUAAAAAUGGUACCCAUCGCCCAACGUAUUUAUGAAAUGGAAGACCCCAAGAUCGAAGACGUGGAGUUUAAGUUGUUCGACAUCGAACAGAUAACCAUCGGGGAGAGUUUUAAAAUCGCCAUCAGCGUACACAACACAUCAAUGGAAACCAGAAGCAUUUCCAUAGUACUCACUGCGUCGUCUAUACUAUAUACGGGCACGACAGUGGAUAGACUGAUGAGGAAACAAGUGAAAAUCACACUAAAACCUAAUCAAAGAGAGAACCUACACACUUUUGUAAAGCCUGAAGAGUAUUUGGACAGGCUAUCGGCGCAUAGUUUAAUAAGAAUUACGGCCUUAGCAAAUGUGGACGGUACCGAACAGUUGUGGAGCCAGGAUGAUGACUUUACCGUACACAAGCCAGAACUAACCGUGACAUUAAGCGACCAACCGAAAGUAAAUAUUCCUUGCACCGCCAGAUUUUCAUUUAACAACCCAUUGCCAAUACCAUUGACCAACUGUACUUUCAGUAUUGAAGGACCUAGUAUUCACAAAAUAAUCAAGUUCAGGGACGUGAAUCCUAACGAAAAAAAUGUUACUUAUGCAGAGUUGUUUAAGCCUGAGAAAAACGGAGAACAUACAGUCACAGUGUCGUUCAACUCAGUAGAACUAAACGAUAUAAAAAAAACUUCAACUGCAACAGUGUUACCUUAAAGUAGUCAAUAUAUUUGUAAAAAUGUACAAACAAAUUUGUAAAUAAAUUUUAAUUAAUUAAGAAAACAUUUAAUUUAUAAAAUAAGUAAAAAAAAAUAUCGACAAGCUUAAGUUGGUUAUUCGCAUCGAAAAGCUUGUAUAGGAAGACGUAAAUAUUAAAUCUACUAUAAAUACAUGAAAUACAAUAAAAUUAAAUAAAGUCUUUUAAAUUUAUAAUAUGGCAAUAAUGUACAAAGAAAAAAGAAAAGAAAAAUGUUAAAUACUAUAAAUACACUUUUACAAAAAAUUAAUCUAUAAGUACCGUCAUAAUAUUAGCCUUAAGUCUACAAU
Messenger RNA from Adelges cooleyi (spruce gall adelgid), 2575 nucleotides. RefSeq names its product hemocyte protein-glutamine gamma-glutamyltransferase-like. Lineage: Eukaryota; Metazoa; Arthropoda; Insecta; Hemiptera; Adelgidae. The coding region runs from base 149 to 2245 and encodes 698 amino acids. The transcript has 14 exons. Gene Ontology annotation, biological process: peptide cross-linking. Gene Ontology annotation, molecular function: protein-glutamine gamma-glutamyltransferase activity. The record is from RefSeq and is a predicted model, not a curated record.